UACAUUCACUCUCUCUCUCUCUCCUUCUCACUCCGACUAUUUAGCAACUGCUCUGUAAAUACAUCACAGAAACAAGCAGGAGUACAAGAGCUUUCCAUUUCACAGAGAAACAUUUGCUUUGGAUCUGUGUCUGGAUUAUUCUUGUGUUGAAGAAGCUGUGUGUGAGAGGGUCUUUACCAGAGGUCAGAGGUCAUUAACAGGGAGCCAGGAUGGGCUGCCUCUCAGCAUGGACCUUUCUUCUGUUUCUGUUGGAAAUUACAGGCACUUUUUCUCAAGGGACAUGGAGAAACAUAAUGGGGACAUCAUGGAGACCAAACCCAGCUGUGUACCAUAAUGAAGAUAAUUACGAGUGGACCACAUGGUUCAAUGUAGAUCACCCUGGAGGAAAAGGAGACUAUGAGAAGCUGAAUGCCAUUCGUUUUUAUUAUCGAGCGCGUGUGUGUGAGGUUCCUCGAGCUCUAGAGGCACGCACUACCGAAUGGAUCCCAGCUCGCAGCACUGGGGAAAGAGUACAUGCUGACCCGGUUGUAGGCUUCUGGUGUGUCAAUGAUGAACAGCCUGUUGGGAGGAACUGCUCAAACUAUGCUGUACGCUUCCUAUGUCCUAGAAACAUUGUUUCAGAUAAUGAAGAACUGAUAUGGGGUCCAUGGUCAGACUGGAGUGUGUGUCCAGCCCAAUGCAAUCAGGUGGCAACACAGCAUCGCUCUAGAAGCUGCAAAUCCAAUUCUAAACAAUGCAAUGGCCAAACGGUCGAGGCCAGGUCAUGCCAAGGGCCACCUUGCCCACGCUGUGAUCUGCAGUGCAUGAUGGGCAAAGUAAACGAUGAGUGUGAUGGUUGCAUGUGCCAGGAUCAUACAGUUUUAGGAUCAGUCCGUAGUGCCGGGGGUCUCCCUGCACCUGGAGCUGCCAUUCUCCGUGCUGGUUCCAGGCCUAAACUCCUCACCGUUACUGAUCACAAUGGGCACUUUCAGGUCCCUGGAAUCUGCCCUGAUGGCAACAGUACUCUGAUGAUCAAGCUGAAUAAUCAUGCUCCACACCAAGUCACUGUGCCAGCAAGCACCGAACGCACGUCCGUCCUCCUUUUGAAGCUAGAGAGAGCAAAAAAACUGUAUGUGCUGAAAAACCCUGAGAACAAGGCCAGAAGGGAAGGUCAGACAGCUGCCUUCUGUUGUAAGGUUGAUGGGACACCUGAACCAAACCAGUAUGAAUGGUUCCACAAUGGCACUCUGCUGGACAGGAGUAAAUAUCAGUAUGACGAGACACUGGUUUUGAGGAAUCUCAGUUUGGACCAUAUUGGAGAAUACUACUGCAGAGCCAGUAAUGAGAACGGAGCCAUCAAAUCCAAACCAGCCACCCUCACGGUUAUUGGUCAAAAAGAACCGUCAUGCAACCCUAAGCCUGAUUCCCACCUGAUCCGCCUACCACAUGACUGCUUUCAAAACGAGACUAACUCUUUGUAUUACGAUGUGGGGAGAUGCCCAACAUCCACAUGCACAGGGAAGCUGGAUAACGGCAUCAGAUGCAAAGACUCAGUGUCCUACUGCUGUGGAAUUUCAAACAUGGAGGAGAAAGAGAUUAAAUGUCAGGGAUAUCAGUUGCCCAUCAUGGUAGUGACUCAGUGUGGUUGCAAAACAUGUGUGGACACAAAAGCUAUCAUUCGUGGACGUGCUAUCGCAGCAGACACUGAUGAGCCCAUGAGGUUUGGACACAUCUACAUGGAUGGCACAAGAAUAAGUCGAACUGGAUACAAAGGCACAUUCUCAAUCCAGGUACCAACAAACACAGAGCGUCUAGUCCUCACAUUUGUGGACAACAUGCAGAAGUUUGUGAACACCACAAAAGUUUUACCAUUUAAUCCUAAAGGUGGAGCUGUGUUCUAUGAGAUCAAGUUAUUGAGGAAAAAGCCAGCUGUGACCAUCAGCUCAAGGGAAACUAAUAAGCUAGAUCUUGGUGAGGUAGAAGGCCAGGAUCCCAUUGCUGAGAUUGAGAUCCCACCCAAUGCAUUCUAUAAAGAAAAUGGAGAAGUGUUCAUGGGAAAUGUCAAAGCCAGUGUGACUUUCCUCGACCCCAGGGAUGUAUCAACAGCAGCGGCUGCCCAAAGUGAUCUCAACUUCAUUGGUGAUGAAGGUGACACUCUGCCCUUGAGGACCUAUGGAAUGUUCUCAGUGGACUUUAGGGACGAAGAAGGAGGCGAGCCGCUCAACGCCGGAGAGGUGAAAGUGCGUCUCGAUGCAGCACAAGUGAAGAUGCCCGAGCACUUGAAGACCAUGAAAUUAUGGUCUCUUAAUCCUGAGACAGGUUUGUGGGAGGAAGAGGGCCAGUUCUAUGCUGAGAAGAAGCAAAGGGGGAAAAGAGAGGAGAGGACCUUUCUCAUAGGUAACAUGGAAAUCCGUGAGAGGCGGCUAUUUAACUUGGAUGUACCUGAGAACAGAAGAUGUUACGUGAAAGUGCGGGCUUUCCGUAGCGACCGGUACAUGCCAAGUGAGCAAGUUGAAGGAGUCGUGAUGACUUUAAUAAAUAUGGAGCCCACACCAGGGUUUUCAACCAACCCUCGGGCUUGGGGUAGAUUUGACAGUGUCAUCACUGGCCCAAAUGGUGCGUGCCUUCCAGCUUUCUGUGAUGAACAGAAAGCAGAUGCAUAUUCGGCCUACAUCAUGGCCAACCUUGGGGGAGAAGAGCUAGAGGCUGUAGCAUCCUCUCCAAAGUUGAAUCCUAACAUAAUUGGCGUCCCACAACCCUAUUUGAAUAAACUUAACUAUAGACGUACGGACCACGAUGAUCGCAGAAUAAAAAAGACAGCAUUCAGCAUGAAUGUGGCCAAACCCCGGUCAAACACGGCUGAGGAGGCCAAUGGUCCAGUUUAUCCAUUUGACAAGCUUAAAGAGUGUGAGGAAGCUCCAUUCAGCGCAGCUCACUUCCGCUUCUCGAGAGUUGAAGGAGAUCGGUAUGAUUACAACACAGUGCCUUUCAAUGAGGACGAUCCUAUGAGCUGGACUGAAGACUACUUGAGUUGGUGGCCAAAGCCCAUGGAAUACAGGGCCUGCUACAUUAAAGUAAAACUCAACAGUCCCCAUGAGAUCAAUGUUCGUUCUCGCAAUAUGGGAGGUACCCAUCCAAAAACCGUUGGCCAACUGUAUGGCAUCCGUGACACCAGAAGCAUCCGGGACAUGGACCAGUCAACUGUUUCAGCUGUGUGUCUGGAGUUUAAGUGCAGUGGGAUGCUCUACGAUCAAGACAGAGUGGAUCGGACCCUCGUGAAGGUAAUGCCUCAGGGCAGCUGCAAGCGAGACAGUGUAAACAGCAUGCUACAGGAAUACUUGGUGAAUCACCUUCCACUGGCUGUCAACAAUGACACAAAUGAGUUCACCAUGCUUGCACCUCUGGACCCUCUGGGCCACAACUACGGUAUCUAUACAGUGACUGACCAAGACCCCCGGACAGCCAAAGAAAUUGCGCUUGGCCGGUGCUUUGAUGGUACAUCAGAUGGCACCUCUCGAGUCAUGAAGAGCAAUGAAGGUGUGGCAUUAACAUUCACCUGUGGUGAUAAAGAGGUCACUAGGCAGAGUAUGUUCCAGCAGAUGCAGAACUCACUGGGUCAAGCCACAGCUGGAAGUGCACGGCAGGGAAGAGGAAACCGGAGGCAGAGAGGAGGCUCAGCAGCACCUCGCAGCAGUAAGAGGAGUACUCGUAAUUCCUACACACGUGCCCAGACCGUUGGUUGAUAUUCCAAGAACUUAAAAACUCUACAUGAGACAAGACAGACCCAAUCUCUAUGGGGACUGCUCUUAUGAGAGUUUCUGGAUUUAAGCCAUUUUCAAAC
Molecule: messenger RNA, 3820 nt
Organism: Rhinichthys klamathensis goyatoka
Lineage: Eukaryota; Metazoa; Chordata; Actinopteri; Cypriniformes; Leuciscidae
Gene: cilp
Product: cartilage intermediate layer protein, nucleotide pyrophosphohydrolase
Exons: 9
Coding region: 210-3722 (1170 amino acids)
Source: RefSeq, a predicted model, not a curated record